Molecule: messenger RNA, 318 nt
Organism: Fusarium venenatum
Lineage: Eukaryota; Fungi; Ascomycota; Sordariomycetes; Hypocreales; Nectriaceae
Source: RefSeq, a predicted model, not a curated record
AUGUUCCAAUCAGAUAUAAUUAUGUGUUUACAAUUUACAAUUGUGAAAAUCAGUAUCGGUCGCAGCCUCGACGACACGAAUUGUUCCUCCACUCAGUCUCAAACAAAACUGGCUAAGAACACGACGUGCAUUGAGCUACUGUCGGUGUAUCCAUUAUUGUGUUCAUGGUUUUUGGUCAACAGCGAAUUGGAACAGUUGGAAGCAAUGUUACUGGAUACAACGAUUUACCUCGGCGUCGUCGGGGUUGAUCGGGACAAUAUCAGGCUUGACCGUUUGUUGCCGAAGGUCCACUCUCUAAACUCAAGCGAGAUCUGUUAG